Messenger RNA from Paraglomus occultum, 3216 nucleotides. The record is from the annotation of a GenBank genome assembly. Lineage: Eukaryota; Fungi; Glomeromycota; Glomeromycetes; Paraglomerales; Paraglomeraceae.
AUGGUCCACUCGGCUGCUUCCUCUCAAUACAUACUCUCGUCUGAUGGCACACAUUAUGUGCUUAACCAUCCGAUCGAGAAGUCGGAUAGCGAUGAUCGAACUUACAAAAUGAUCAAAUUGAAAAAUGACUUGGAGGCAAUGAUUAUUCAUGACGAGAAAACAGACAAGGCUAGCGCCGCUUUGGACGUGCACGUUGGAUAUGAUUGCGAUCCGAUUCAUCUCCAAGGAUUAGCUCAUUUUUGUGAGCAUUUAUUAUUUAUGGGCACGAAGAAGUACCCCAAAGAAAAUGACUAUAAUGAGUAUUUGUCCGGUCACUCGGGAAACUCGAAUGCAUGGACAGGACCAGAUAGCACGAAUUACUUCUUUGAAGUUGGUGGAGAUCACUUGGAGGGCGCUUUGGAUCGAUUCUCUCAGUUUUUCAUUAAUUCGUUAUUUGAUCCGAGCUGUACAGAGCGUGAGUUGCGAGCUGUUGAUUCAGAGAACAAGAAAAACCUGCAAGACGAUGGGUGGCGUCUAGAUCAAUUGGAAAAAUCUUUAAGCAAUCCAAACCAUGUAUACCACAAAUUUGGAACUGGCAGUCUCGAAACGUUGCGCGAUCAGCCUCUGAAGAAUGGUAUCGAUGUCAGGGAAGAGUUACUGAAAUUUUACGAACGAUAUUAUUCGGCCAAUCUGAUGAAACUCUGCGUUCUUGGGAAAGAACCACUGGAUGUCUUGACGCGAUGGGUAGUAGAGUAUUUCUCCGAUAUACGAAACAAAUCGCUUCCUGUUCCCGUAGCUGAAGGAAGUGUGUUAACAGAAAAUGAAUUAUUGAGAGUAACGUUUGCCAAGCCGGUAAAGGACAUUCGAUACUUGGAACUUCCUGGCGGAUAUUUGAGUCAUUUGAUCGGACAUGAAGGGAGUGGGUCUAUUCUCUCUUUGCUUAAGAAAUUGGGAUGGGCGAACAGUCUCGCCAGUGGCUCGUACAAUGUUUCCGUCGGAUGCGAGUUCUUUAGGAUACAAGUUGAUUUGACCGAAGAAGGGCUGAAGCAUUACGAAGACGUUGUUAAAGUUGUGUUUCAAUACAUUGAUAUGUUAAAGAGAGAAGGAUUCAAAAAGUGGAUAUUUGAUGAGAAUGCCUCACUAGCUGCUAUUGGUUUUCGCUUUGUCGAAAAAUUCACAGUGAGCGAGUACGCGUCUUUUGUUACCCAGUCUAUGCAAAGACCUUAUCCCAGGGAAUGGGUUCUGAGCGGACCGUAUUUGAUUCGUGAAUGUGAUUCUGCACAAAUCGAAGAUGCCUUGAACCAUUUACGGCAAGAUCGGUUUACGCUCAUGGUCGUUGGAAAAACGCUGGAAGGUUUGGAUCAGAAGGAGCGAUGGUACGGAACUGAAUAUUCGACUAGAAAGUUCGGCGAUGAUUUCUUGAAGGAGUUGAAGAAUUUACCUGCGAAUCCUGAAUUGAGUCUACCGCAGCCUAACGAUUUCAUACCGGAGAACUUUGAAACCCAUAAGCAGACCGAUAUAACGCCCGCCAAGCAUCCGACUCUGAUUAAGAAUUCACGGUUAGCUCGUGUAUGGCACAAGAAAGACGACAAGUUUUGGACUCCUAAAGUGAAUUUAUAUUUCAUGUUCCGGACUCCAUGUGCUUAUAUUACUCCAAUCCAUUGCGUAAAGACACGUCUGUAUACCGACUUAAUUUGUGAUGCAUUGACUGAAUAUGCCUAUGUAGCAGAAGUCGCUGGAUUAUCUUACGCUAUUACGAACGAUUUCGAAGGCAUCACCUUGAGGGUCGGAGGAUUCAACGACAAAGUGCAUAUAUUACUAGAGAAAAUAGUUUCCUUGAUGAGAAACUUUAAAGUGGAUCCAGAACGUUUUGCGUUGAUUAAAGAGCAACUAGAGCGCCAUUAUCGUAACAAUUCAUUGGAACCACCAUACAUCCAUGCGCUGUAUUAUAUUCAGUAUUUAACACAAGAAUUGAUAUGGACCGCAGAAGAGAAGCUGGAAGUUUUAGAUCCUAUCACAGCUGAAGAUGUCCAAUCAUUUUAUCCUGAAUUGCUUAACCACCUCCAUGUGGAAACAUUGAUUCACGGAAACAUGUUUGAAGAUGAAGCCUUGCGAGCCGUCAAGACCGUCGAAGACAUUUUAGCGUAUAAGCCAUUAAUUCCAUCACAGAUGAUCCGACGUCGCCCGCUUCUGUUGCCUGAAAGUGGACAUUUUGUCUAUCAGCGUAAAGUUUUUGACGAAAAGGAAGUUAAUUCUUCUAUUGUGUACUAUGUCGAUGUUGGAAAGGCGGUAGACGUCAAGCUUAGGGCGCGGCUGGCUUUACUAGUUCAGAUUGCAGAUGAGCCAUUCUUCGAUCAGUUGAGGACGAAAGAGCAGUUGGGCUAUGUGGUCAGGAGUAGAAUGCGCAAUGAAUGUGGCAGUAUUGGCAUGGAAUUUAUUGUUCAAAGUGUAAAAGAUACGGUGCAUUUGGAGAACAGAAUAGAGGCAUUUCUGUCGAAACUUCAAUCUACGAUUGAAACCAUGUCUGAGGAAGAAUAUCAGAAACAUGUACAAUCUUUGAUAACGACAAGACUCGAAAAGGACAAGAAUUUAGGCGAAGAGAGUCAGCGAUACUGGAUAAUUAUCUAUAAAGGACUUUAUAAUUUCUUCCAAGUCGAUCAAGACGUGGAAGAACUCAAAACCAUCUCCAAGUCGUCCCUUCUGGACUUUUUCAAUGAAUAUGUACAUACAUCCUCCAAGACCAGAAAGAAACUUUCUACUCAUUUACGCUCACAAAAUCCUCCCCCAUCGUCACCUCAUGCCAAGACGUUUGAUAUUAACAGAUUGUUCAGCUGUCUUCAGUCACAUUCCCUAACAUCUGAGAUAACCCUAGCAGAUCUUUCUAGCAAUCUGGAGAGCAAAAACUUUGGGUCCCCUGAUGGUCAAAACGCGUUGAAAAAGUUCCUCGCUGAUAAAACUAAAGCAGACGACAAGGAAAUUGAACAAGUGAUAAAGAAGGUCAAUCAAGCCCUUGUGGUCGUGAGUAAUAAAGAGGAUAGCCAGACCAAAGUUGAGGUGGAUCAAGAAGUAGCCAAGGACAGUAAUGAGACGUCAAGAGAUGAUUCUGUAUUGUCGGAAAAGAACGUCGUCAUUGAAGAUUUGGCGGUAUUCAAGAGUAAUAUGAAAUUGGGCCCGGCUCCGACAACCACAAUUCCUUUUGAAACAUUGUCCAAGAGUGAUGUCAAGAAUCAGAAUUAA